UAGUUUGUUAUUUAUUUUAAUUACAAAAUGAGGAGAACUUAUAGGUCGAAAAAAGAAACCGGAGGCUGUUUAGAUGCUCGAGAUGUUAUGCUUGCAAUGGACUCUAAGAGCUCUGUAUUUGAUGCUUUUUACAUCAAUAAUAUUAAACAAACGAAACGAGACCUAUCCAUAGGCCCAUCAGUACAAUUUACAGCAUCAAAUAGAGUUCGUAAACGGAAAUAUGUGAAAAGACUUAAAGAACAAGAACCUGUAAUAAGAGAAUCGGGUUCAGCAACUGCGUUUCUAACCCCGGAUAAAUCUUUUCGUGUCAAUAAAGCGCCAGAUUUAUUUGACCAACUUUUGAACUCAACCAUUGAAGGACCAAAAGUGGAAACAAUAAAACAUAUUCCCAAUGGGAGCAUACCGAAAGGAAGAACAUAUUGCAAACACAAAUCAUUAAAAAAGCAAAAAAUUAAUUACUCUAGUGGUGACAGCACAGACUCUGAAAAAGAAAACUCUGUGAGUAGCAUAAAAUAUAACACAACACAAAAUACUUCAGAUGUUCUAAGUCAUAAAUUAUUGAUAGAAAAAGAGUAUGAAAAAAGUCUACAUUGUGAUGAAUCUAUAGCAGAAAUAGUCAAUAAUCUAUCUUUAUUUAAGGAAUCCAAAGAUAAUAUCUCCACAAGCCCUAGAGGUCUAUCUACAAAAUCGAGACAUUCUUGUAGGGUUGAAAUUGCACAGAAUUCUCCUUUAUGUAGUACUCCAUUUCUUGAGAAAUAUAGAGGCAAAUCUAUUUAUAAUUUUUCACCUAUAUCUAUAAAUCUUAAUGAUAGUCCUAAUAGUAAUAAUAUAACGGAAGAACAUCUUGGAAAAAAUAAAGAAGAUAGUAGUGUUAUUCUUGUAAAAGAAGAAGUAGUACCUGAAUUUGAGAAAGUUGAAGAAAUUAAACAAUAUACCUUUAAUGCAAACAAACAAAAGUCUAUUAAUGAUAAUAAUGUACCUCAUGAAUUGCCAUCUUCUCAACUAGCAAAAACUACAUUUAAUACUCCUAAAACAUCUCAUAAUUCUUUAGCUGAACAAAAUUAUAUACUGGAAUCAACAGAAUUAGAACCAUUCUUGGGAUUUUCAAACAGUGAAAUUCCUAACAGUAUGAAACUAAAAUCAAUUUCUAGCAAAUGUAAUCAAUUUGAAAAGGAUAUUUCAAUUACAAAUCCACCUAUUGAAGUAGGCAACAAUUCUAGCUCAAGUUUAAAUGAAACUAAAAUAGAAACAAGUAGUGUUAGAGAAAUUGGAAAUAAUACAAGCACUGAACAAAUUAGUCCUUCUAAUUCCAAUUUGGAAAGUGAUGAAAAUAGAUCUCUUUAUGAUACAUGUAAUAGUGAUGAAUUUGAUGAUGAUGAAGAGACAUAUAAUAAACAAGCUGUAGUUAUUAUUGAAAGACUGAAUGAUUCCAUUUUUAAGAAAUAUUAUGAUAAAAUGCAAUUUUUUUCUGAUCAUAGUAUAAAUGAAACAAAUACUAGUCUGUCUGAUGAUCCUUUUAGUGAUGAAUACGCCAGUCUAGAUGAAAAUAAAUCAGAAAGUGAUAAUGAUAUAUCUAAAUGGAAAAAAAAUUUACAGGAAGACAGUUUAAAUAAAGAAAUGGAUGAGCAAGGCUUAGAUAGUGACAACAGCUCAGAUAGUAAUAAACCUGAAGAGGAAGUUUUUAUGAGUUUUGUAACAACAAGAAGACGUAAUGAAGUAACAAAUGAUUCAUUUAUAUUCAGCUUAGAUAAUUCUAUGACAAGUGGUAGCAGUGGUGAUAUUGAUAAGACUGUAUUAAGUAAAAACAAUGUCAUUGAAUGUGUUCAAGAUAAUGAUGAAACUCUCAUGGAAAAUGGGCCAGUAGAAACAAAUGUAGAAUUUCAGAAUGUUCCUAGUAAUAAUUUAACUGCAAAGGAUGAAAUUGAUGUUAUUGAAAAGUAUACAGAAACUGAAUUCAUACAUUCACCAAAAGCAAAGAAUAAUUGCAUAUCAAUAACAAAUGGCAGUGUUAGUAGGCCAACUUUUAAAACAAGGAAAAGCUCAAAUUCAACAACUAUUAAACCAAGGGUAUCUCUCAAAACAAAUGUAAAUAUUGAUUCUGGUUUAAUCGAUAAAAAAAUUAUGACAAGAAGAAGUUCGAGGUUAAAUAGAGGAAGUUUUGAUAUAAGAAAAUCCUCUUUGAAGCCUGAAUCAAUAUCUCCUAAGAAUAGAACAGGAACAAGAUCAAGAGACUUAACAUUAAGUAAUGCUACCAUGAUUGAUCCGAAACAAGGAAUAGUCUUACAACCAGGGAAGAGAUGGGAAAGAUCUUUAAGUAUAUACAGAAGAAUGACCACCAUGGCUGAUCAUUUUGAUCACUCAAUAUUGGAUGAUGAACCUUUGAAUACUAAAGGCAGGAAAUAUCGUCAAAGUGUGAUCAGUACUAUGGAAAUGCAGGAUCUAUCAGGUAACUGUUCACUACACAAUGAAUCAAUUAAUAGUCGCAGAAGCACAUUUGUGUCUAAACCUAGUAGAUCUACUAUUAGGAUUGUAAGGGAUUCCGAUACUUCCAGGGCAAGCUUAGGCUCCACCUCCGUUUUUGAAGAAUCACAAGGAUUUUUGACCGAAGACUGUGAUGAUACGAUUGUUGAGUUAUCAAAACUCUCGAUUGCCGACUCAGAACACGAGGUCACGGUUUUAGAAAAAUUUCAUGAUACGUCGAAUCGUUUUGCGACCGCGCGCGAUUACGUCUUGCGACGCUGCAAUCAAACAGACGUUAUACUGUUUGAUGAAUGCUAUCCAGAUACAGUCCUGAAGAAUUGCCGCAAGAUCGGCGAGGGUGUAUAUGGGGAGGUAUUCCUGUGGCGAGCGGGAGAUGGCAGAGCUCGUGUUCUAAAAAUUGUUCCUAUAGCUGGCAACAUCAAAGUCAAUGGAGAAAAUCAAAAGGACUACCACGAAAUUAUAUCUGAGAUUGUGAUUGCUAUGGAAUUGAGCGGACUGCGCGCUCCUAUAGCAGAAAUUGAAAAACAUUUUAAUGAGGGGAAGAGUGUCGAAACUUUGGAUUUACAUUCUGUAGAGAAUGCUACAGAUGUUUUUAAUGAGGUUUUAGCAGUGCAUUGUGUUUAUGGUAGCUAUCCAUCCCGUCUUCUUGACCUUUGGGAUCUAUAUGACGAGUGCAAGGGGUCAGAGAACGACAACCCAGCCAUCUUACCCGUUGACCAGCAAUAUAUUGUACUAGAGUUGGCCAACGCUGGUCAAGACUUGGAGAGCUAUCAAUUCACCAACGCUGAACAGGCAUAUGCACUAUUUAAACAGGUCGCAUUCGGUCUAGCAGUUGCCGAGGAGGCUUAUCAAUUCGAACACCGCGAUUUGCACUGGGGUAACGUGCUCAUAUCACCUACUGAUCAGAAGUUCGCGACGUUCGUGGUGCGCGGGCGCGCGUUCCGCGUGGCGCGGCGCGGCGUGGCGGGCGCCGUCAUCGACUACUCGCUGUCGCGCGCGGCGCUGCGGCUGCCGGCCGGCGGGCGCGCCGAGCUCUACAACGACCUGGCCGCGGACGACGGGCUCUUCGACGCCGUGGGCGACUACCAGUUCGAGGUCUACCGCCUCAUGAGGGAGAAGCUCGGUAACGAUUGGAAGAACUUUGAACCGUACACAAACAUCCUCUGGCUGCAUUACACUGUGGAUAAAAUGAUAACGGCCCUUCGUUACACGAGGACUAACACUAAGAUACAUAAACACUACAUUGCCAAGCUGAAGGAAAUAAAGAAUCGAAUCUUGGACUACGGCAGUGCGGUCCAGUACGUUCUCACCGACAACGAAUUGUAAAACGAAUUAUAUUAUUCUAGAUGAACGAAAUUAACCUCAUUCGUAAUUUAAAUGUAUUUUUCAUGUUUAAUAAUUCAAAAUGGGUGACAUAACACUAAGCACUAUUUGCGAUUGUUAUAAAAAUAUUCCUGACAUAAAGAAUUGCAUUAUUAUUAAUGUAUAUAGAAAUAUUUGCUUUGAUAAAUUUGUUGAUGUAGUUGACAUUAAAGGGGUUAUUUAUGAUAUUGUUAUCGCAUUCAUACACAUUCAGCAGAGAGGGGCCUUCUUAAAUAAGGUAGUGCCUUUCAAACAUAAAUACAUAUACUAUAUACUAA
Messenger RNA from Vanessa tameamea, 4121 nucleotides. RefSeq lists its product as uncharacterized. Lineage: Eukaryota; Metazoa; Arthropoda; Insecta; Lepidoptera; Nymphalidae. The coding region runs from base 28 to 3807 and encodes 1259 amino acids. The transcript is spliced from 12 exons. Gene Ontology annotation, cellular component: nucleus; cytoplasm. The record is from RefSeq and is a predicted model, not a curated record. Gene Ontology annotation, molecular function: histone H3T3 kinase activity; ATP binding. Gene Ontology annotation, biological process: mitotic cell cycle; intracellular signal transduction; protein phosphorylation.